Molecule: messenger RNA, 1347 nt
Organism: Plectropomus leopardus (leopard coralgrouper)
Lineage: Eukaryota; Metazoa; Chordata; Actinopteri; Perciformes; Serranidae
Product: leucine-rich repeat-containing protein 27-like
Cellular component (GO): cytoplasm
Molecular function (GO): protein binding
Source: RefSeq, a predicted model, not a curated record
AUGAACAAUGUCCAGUGCUCACUAAACAUCUUAGCAUCACUUCCACAAUGUCCUUUCACAAAGGAGGAAGAGGAGGUUCUUGACCUGCAGCCCAGUUUUGUCUUUGGGGACAGUGUUGUCAAACCACAGGCCUCCCACACUCUGCCGGAGGAUGCUGAGCAACAGGAGCUCCCUGAGCCUUAUUCAACAGAGACAUUAUAUCUGAGCAGAACUCAGCUGAAACAUGUCCCAGAAAGUAUUUUGAAAAAUAGCACACUAAAGUAUUUAUAUCUUGAAGGCAACCAGAUAUCCUGUAUCCCAGAUUCAGUGUUCAUCAGCUUGCCAAACCUUCUGUGGCUGGACCUCAGAAAUAACCAAAUUACAUCACUCCCCCCGGAAAUUGGCUUGCACAGAUCUCUGAAAACAUUACUUCUGGAGGGAAAUCCCAUCUCAGAGCUUCCACUAGAGCUGGGACAUGUGAUUACUCUGAAAGGCCUGAACCUGAGGAACUGCCCCAUCACUUUCCCUCCACAAGACAUCGUGGACCAGGGGCUCCAGAGCAUCCUGCAGUACCUGAGGGCUGCUAUGGCUCAGCGGCCAGUCAGCAUGAGAAAGAGCCCCACAGAGUUGCCAGCGGUGGAGAAGCUCCAGCUGUCAGAGCUGAUGGGGUCCAGUGUGGAGGAGCAGGAUGAGUCAGUGGAUGAGGACGAGCUGCAGAAGUUUAGGGAACUCAAACAAAAGAUGAUCCUGCUGGAUGAAGCUGAGCGUGGCUCAAUAGCUCAGGGUGACAGAAACCCCAAGUCACACCUUCUUCCCAUUAUCAGAAGAAAAAAGGCAACUACCAAGGCCGGCAUAAUUCCUGAGAUCCCCCUGUUUGACACCCAGCAUCGGAAGAGGCCAGAAGAAAAGAGACAGGCUAUUCUCGAACAGAGAAGAAAAAGCCAAGAGGCUCUUCAGAAGUGGCGCACACAAGCCAAGAUCACACAGGGGAAGAAAAUGUCUGAGCAGAAGAAGCACGCAGAACAAAGAAAAAAACAAAAGGAAGCAGAAACAGACUCAAAACCUUAUGUGGAGGACAGCAGUGACACUAGUGAGUCAUCCGGUGUGUCCAUCACAGACUGCGAGGGGUCAAGAUCAGCUCGCGAGCUGGAGCGGCAGAUCCGUGCCCGUGCUGAGAAGAUACUGGAGAGACGCAGGAAUCCCAGCGGCACGGCAGCCGAGCAUAUGGCAGCGGCUGAGCAAGAUGUGGUGGAGAUGAGGAAGCUACAGGCUCGGCUUCUGGAGAGGAAGAGAAAUCGGGGAAAGGCUCUUGAAAAUUCUUUCACUAUCUUCACUGCAGACACCUGGCCAAGUUUCCUUGAUAAGUAA